GGGGAUAGCAUCCGAAAUUUAAAUAGUUGCAAGAUUUCUUUAUUUUCCAUUUCUUGAUUUUAUUGGAAUCCUCGCCGUGUCUUCGCCCUCGAGCAACCUGCUCGACUGAUUGUUAGCACAGGGAGGUAUUGUAUCUGGCUCGAACAUCCAUCCGCAGCAAUUCAACCUACAGUACCUCCGCGGUGCAACGAAAGCACCUCCAUCCACCACAUGUAUCGCCAUUCUCGAUUGCCCUCAUAGCCUUGCCCCCUAUACCAUGUCCUCCUCUCGCGGACCGCCCACCCCACCCUCGCGCUCGACUUCGCGCGGGCCCUCAAUCAGCUCACCCAGCGUCCUGCAACACGCUCCCCUAACGCCCAGCGGCUUGCGCGAAACCCAUACGUUUGUCGGGUCUCCUGAAGAUACAACCGCGAUGCCCAGCGACACGGCGGAACGCGAAGGACGCACACGCGGAUUCGAAGAGGCGCGGAGGCAGCUUGCGGAUGAGAGGACAUCGCUGCUGAAGAAGCCGGUUGAGAUCGUGCUCCCGCCGGCGCAUGCGGGGCCUUGCAACCAUGGGACGUUCAGCCCGCGGGUCGAGAGUCCCAGCGGGAGCCUCUUGGGGGUUGGGGGCCCGCCACAGGGCAGCGAUGCGGAGGCCGGCAGCAGCAAGAGCAUGCUUUCGAGCUUCCUGGAGAAUGUGGGCUUGAAGAAUGGGGCGGGGAGGAAGAAGAUGAGUACCACGAGCUGGUUGGCGGAGAGGCAUGGCAUCACGAAUACCACUUCGAUGUACUUCUCUUAUUACAUUCCCUUCCUUGCGUGGAUUCGUCAAUACAGAUGGACACAUCUGCAAGGCGAUCUCGUAGCCGCCCUCACAAUGGCCUCUUUCUACCUCCCCAUGGCCCUCUCAUAUGCCUCAAAUCUUGCCCAUGUCCCGCCCAUACAUGGGCUCUACUCCUUCGUUUUCAACCCGCUUAUAUAUGCAAUCCUGGGAAGCUGUCCGCAGAUGGUGGUCGGUCCAGAGGCUGCAGGCAGUCUUCUCGUGGGGAGCGUGGUUAGAUCAAGUGUGGAUAGUGGAAGGACAGAGGAGGAUGGUGAGAUGCUCGCGGGAGUGGCUGGUGUCGUAACUGGCAUGGCAGGAGCCGCCAUUCUCCUGGCGGGUUUGGCACGGUUGGGCUUCUUGGAUAAUGUUCUCAGCAGACCGUUCCUGAGAGGAUUUAUCUCGGCCAUUGGGUUCGUUAUUAUGGUGGACCAGCUGAUCCCUGAAAUGGGUCUUGCUGAGCUUGCAGAGGAAACAGGAGCCAGCCACGGCAGCAGCAUCGAUAAGUUGCACUUUCUAUUCAAUAAUGCGCGGCACGCACAGAAAAUUACGUGUGCAGUUGCUGGUAUAAGCUUUCUGAUAAUCAUGGUUCUCAGGGAACUAAAACUUCGUCUCCAGCCUCGAUUUCCCAAGGUUGCAUACAUCCCAGAUCGCUUCCUCGUGGUCGUGCUAUCAGCUGUCUUGACAUGGCAGUUACGUUGGGAUCGAUACGGCCUGGAGAUUCUCGGCGAGAUCAAGUCGACCUCUGGGAAUCCCUUUCCCUUCCACUGGCCAUUCCGACUCUCGCACAUGAAGCAUAUCCGAGAGGCAAUGGGGACAUCAUUUAUGAUCGCCCUCCUUGGCUUCUUCGAGUCCUCGGUGGCGGCCAAGAGUCUCGGGGGCGAAGAAAGGAAGGAUGGGAUCCAAGGCAUCCAACUCAGUGCAAACCGAGAACUUGUUGCUCUCGGGGUCGCAAAUAUCGUGGGCUCUUGCUUCCGCGCUUUGCCGGCUUUUGGUGGCUAUGGAAGGAGUAAGGUAAAUGCAAGUACAGGAGGCAAGACACCCAUGAGCAGUGUAUUCUUGAGCAUCAUCACUAUCAUUUGCGUUGUUUUCCUCCUACCAGCAUUCCAUUACCUGCCUAAAGCCGUCCUCUCCUCCAUGAUUACUGUCGUAGCCUGGUCCUUGAUUGAAGAAGCUCCACACGACAUUGCAUUCUUCAUCCGCAUCCGGGGAUAUACGGAACUAGGUCUCAUGACCAUCAUCUUCGCAGCCACCAUCUUCUACUCCCUUACCCUUGGGAUCGCCAUCGGUGUCGGGCUCUCCCUCCUCUCAGUAAUCAAGCAUAGCACCCGACCCCGGAUCCAGAUCCUAGGGCGGAUUCCCGGCACCAACCGCUUCGAGAACGCAGAAGACAACCCCGACCAAGUCGAAUUCAUCGAAGGCUUCCUCAUCGUCAAGAUCCCCGAGCCCCUAACCUUCGCCAACACAGGCGACCUCAAGAACCGCCUCCGCCGCCUCGAGCUCUACGGCACCACCAACGCCCACCCAGCCCUGCCCCGCGUCCGCAGCCCCGAACACAACAAGACCAUCAUCUUCGACAUCCACGGCGUCACGGGCCUUGAUGGCUCCGGCACCCAAGUCCUCGAGGGCAUCGUCCGCGGCUACCGCGAUCGCGGCGUGCGCGUUUUCUUCAGCCGCUGCCCCGCUCCCGGAAGCCCCAUCUACGAGCUCAUGCGCCGCAGCGGCAUCCUAGAGAUCAUCGGCGGGCCGUCGCACAUGGUCGCGGAUGUCGGAGAGGCGCUGCGCCUCGCGGAGGUUGAGGAGGGCGGCGAGUAUGAGAAUUGGACUGGCGAUGAGAGUGGUGGUUGAGCGGGCAUGUCGCCGCGAGACGGCAUCAUGUAUAUUUUUUUAGUUUUUUAUUUACGGGUAUUGAGAUCUAGGUACAGCUUCAAUCAUGAAUAUAC
This is a messenger RNA of Amorphotheca resinae ATCC 22711, 2742 nucleotides long. RefSeq lists its product as hypothetical. The record is from RefSeq and is a predicted model, not a curated record. Lineage: Eukaryota; Fungi; Ascomycota; Leotiomycetes; Helotiales; Amorphothecaceae. The coding region runs from base 257 to 2647 and encodes 796 amino acids. The transcript is spliced from 4 exons. Gene Ontology annotation, cellular component: membrane. Gene Ontology annotation, biological process: transmembrane transport. Gene Ontology annotation, molecular function: sulfate transmembrane transporter activity.